AUGGGAGACCAAGGUGACCUUGGAUCGAGUGGUGAACGAGGCAGGCCGGGUCAAGUUGGUAAAAAAGGAUCACAGGGGCUAGAAGGAUUGCCUGGUGACGCGGGAUCACCAGGUGAAGUUGGCGUGCCAGGAAUAAAGAGCGAAAUUGGAAAGAGCCACCAGGGAUAUCAGGGAGAACAGGGGCACAGGGGUCUGAGAGGACACAAAGGACAGAUUGGCGUAACCGGAGACAUUGGCCUGAAAGGUAAUAAUAACCUUUGA
Messenger RNA from Protopolystoma xenopodis, 261 nucleotides. NCBI's taxonomy places the organism in Eukaryota, Metazoa, Platyhelminthes, Monogenea, Polystomatidea, Polystomatidae. The record is from the annotation of a GenBank genome assembly.